CUGACUUUGAAUUCCUGUGAUAAMACWUCRGAAAACUAACAUGUCUGGCCGUGGAAAAGGUAAAGCAAAGGGCACCAAGUCCAAGACUCGAUCAUCCCGUGCAGGGCUUCAGUUCCCAGUCGGUCGUAUCCAUCGUCAUCUCCGCAAAGGCAACUAUGCUCAGCGAGUUGGUGCCGGUGCUCCAGUUUACAUGGCUGCUGUACUUGAGUACCUGAGUGCUGAAAUCCUUGAGUUGGCCGGCAACGCUGCUCGUGACAACAAAAAGACMAGAAUAAUYCCUCGUCACUUGCAAUUGGCUGUCAGAAAUGACGAAGAGUUGAACAAGCUUCUUGGUGGUGUGACCAUUGCUCAAGGUGGUGUUCUACCUAACAUCCAAGCCGUCCUUCUGCCCAAGAAGACAGAGAAGAAAUCAUCAUCUUAAGCAGUUAACUGCUUAACAUGAAACAACGGCUCUUUUAGGAGCCACCACAUGAAUCGAAAGAUCAUGAGCAAAAUGCUUUUCUCAUACAUAAUCCAUAUCAAUGAAUUGUGUACUUGCUAACGCACGUAGGAUAAUAAAAAUCA
Messenger RNA from Exaiptasia diaphana, 564 nucleotides. RefSeq names its product histone H2A. Gene Ontology annotation, cellular component: nucleosome. Lineage: Eukaryota; Metazoa; Cnidaria; Anthozoa; Actiniaria; Aiptasiidae. The transcript has a single exon. Bases 41 to 421 code for a protein of 126 amino acids. Gene Ontology annotation, molecular function: protein heterodimerization activity; DNA binding; structural constituent of chromatin. The record is from RefSeq and is a predicted model, not a curated record.